GCAGCAUCUCGGUGCGCGGCUCACAAAGAGCUGCGGCGGCGGCCCCGCGCUCGGCCUCGCUGACGGAGCGGCGGCGGCGGGCCGGGGCGGCAGUGCACCCGCGCGGCCCCGCGCCCGCGCCAGUCUCCGGAGCAUCCGAGCGUCGCUGCGUCUCGUCGGGGGAGCCGACGGCCAGGCCGGGACCGAUCUGCGGAUGGCCCAGGGUCCCCAGGCGCCUGCAGCUUCCCGAAAGAUUUCAUCAUCAGGAGGGUUUUCGGGACCUUACCAAACCGCUAGUUUUCGUGGCUGCCCCCUGGUGACAAUGGCCGCGUGACUGCCCGCCAUGGCCCACCGGAAGCGUCAGAACGCGGCGAGCAGCAUGCUGGACCACAGGGCAAGGCCGGGCCUGGAGCCCGAGAGCGAGGAUGUGGAGCUGCCCCUGGAGGAGUACGUGCCCAAGGGCCUGGAGCUGGCGGCCCUGCGGCCCGAGAGCCCUGCGCCCGCCGAGCAGGGCGGCCACGACCACAGCCCCGACGGGGACUCGAGCUCCGACUAUGUGAACAACACCUCCGAGGAGGAGGACUAUGACGAGGGCCUCCCCGAGGAAGAGGAGGGCAUCACCUACUACAUCCGCUACUGCCCCGAGGACGACAGCUACCUGCAGGGCACGGACUGCAACGGAGACGGCUACCUCGCCCACGACGCGCACCACCUGGAAACGGACGAGUGCCAGGAGGCAGUGGAGGAGUGGACAGACCCGGCGGGCCCACAGCCGCAUGGCCGCGGGGACCAGGGCAGCCCCGGCUACCGGGAUGGCCACCUCCCCACCCCAGAGCUUGAGGCCUCUAUGCUGGAGGCCCAGGACCAGGAAGAGGGCGUCCACUACUGUCCCGGCGAAGGGGCCUACCAGGACUACUACCCCGCUGAGGCCAACGGGAACGAGGGCAGCGCAUCCCCCUACCGCCCGAGGCGCGGGGACAGGGACCUGGAGGACCAGGAGGAGGACAUCGACCAGAUCGUGGCCGAGAUCAAGAUGAGCUUGAGCACGAGCAGCAUCACCAGUGCCGGCGAGGCCAGCCCCGAGCACGCGCCGCUGCGGGCGCCCGAGCCGGGGCCCGGGGACUCCUCGGAGGCCGGCCCGCCUGCCGAGGCCAGCCGCGGCCCCAGCAGACACGAGGGCAGGCCCAAGUCCCUGAACCUCCCUCCCGAGGCCAAGCACCCCACAGACCCCCAGAGGAGCUUCAAGACCAAGGCCAGGACUCCCGAGGAGAGGCCAAAGUGGCCCCAAGAGCAGGUUUGCAAUGGCUUGGAGCAGCCGAGGAAGCAGCAGCGCUCUGAUCUCAAUGGCCCUGUUGACAAUAACAACAUUCUAGAGACAAAGAAGGUGGCAUCAUUUCCAAGUUUUGUGGCUGUUCCAGGGCCCUGUGAGCCAGAAGACCUCAUCGAUGGGAUCAUCUUUGCUGCCAACUACCUGGGCUCCACCCAGCUGCUCUCGGAGCGGAACCCAUCCAAAAACAUCAGAAUGAUGCAGGCACAGGAGGCCGUCAGCCGGGUCAAGAGGAUGCAAAAGGCUGCUAAAAUCAAGAAGAAAGCGAAUUCUGAGGGGGAUGCCCAGACGCUGACCGAAGUGGACCUCUUCAUCUCCACCCAGAGGAUCAAGGUGUUAAACGCAGACACACAGGAGACCAUGAUGGACCACGCCCUUCGCACCAUCUCCUACAUCGCAGACAUUGGGAACAUCGUGGUGCUGAUGGCCAGGCGCCGCAUGCCGCGCUCAGCCUCCCAGGACUGCAUCGAGACCACCCCCGGGGCCCAGGAGGGGAAGAAGCAGUAUAAGAUGAUCUGUCACGUGUUUGAGUCCGAGGAUGCUCAGCUCAUUGCCCAGUCCAUCGGCCAGGCCUUCAGCGUGGCCUACCAGGAGUUCCUGCGGGCCAACGGCAUCAACCCCGAGGACCUGAGCCAGAAGGAGUACAGCGACAUCAUCAACACCCAGGAGAUGUACAACGACGACCUCAUUCACUUCUCCAACUCGGAGAACUGCAAGGAGCUGCAGCUGGAGAAGCACAAGGGUGAGAUCCUGGGUGUGGUGGUGGUGGAGUCGGGCUGGGGCUCCAUCCUGCCCACCGUGAUCCUGGCCAACAUGAUGAACGGCGGUCCGGCUGCCCGCUCGGGGAAGCUGAGCAUCGGCGACCAGAUCAUGUCCAUUAACGGCACCAGCCUGGUGGGGCUGCCGCUCGCCACCUGCCAGGGCAUCAUCAAGGGUCUGAAGAACCAGACACAGGUGAAGCUCAACAUCGUCAGCUGCCCGCCAGUCACCACCGUCCUCAUCAAGCGGCCGGACCUCAAGUACCAGCUGGGCUUCAGCGUGCAGAACGGCAUCAUCUGCAGCCUCAUGCGCGGGGGCAUCGCGGAGCGGGGCGGCGUCCGCGUGGGCCACCGCAUCAUCGAGAUCAACGGGCAGAGCGUGGUGGCCACGGCCCACGAGAAGAUCGUCCAGGCGCUGUCCAACUCGGUGGGAGAGAUCCAUAUGAAGACCAUGCCUGCCGCCAUGUUCAGGCUCCUCACAGGCCAGGAGACCCCGUUGUACAUCUAGGCUGCCCGCCUGCACCCCAAGGAGCGGGAGCCGGACCCAGGACCUGACCCCUGAACCCACAGCCCACCCGAGGACACUGGCUCCUCUGAAGGGCAUGCCCUCACCACCCACUUUUUUUUUUUUUUUUGGACAAAAAGGGGUCUUUAUCCAAGGAGAGUCACAGGAACCAGUCUUUGUAGAACAGUCACGUAUUUUGCCACAUUCUGAAUUUUCUCAUUGCGACGGACAAGGGUUUGUCUGUACGUCCGUGUGGUGUGGAGCCGUGGAGGGCGAACGUGGGUGCUCCCGGAUGCAGCUGUGUAGGGAGCCCCUCGAGGACAGUGCGCUCCAGGGGGCAGCAGCGGUGUGCCCUGCCCUCAGCUGGGGCUCGGGUUCCUGCGGGGAGGGCGCCCGGCUGCCCCGAUGGCUGAGUGUGGACAGCCAGCUCUCAGGAUGGGACUGGUCACUGAAGUUGGGGGACACGUGGUUGUAUUUCCUGAGAAAGGAGACAUCCCUGAGUUGCAUAAAUGGUGAUAUCCACAACCUCAAAACUCCAUGCCUAUUUCGACAACAUCACCAUUUUGACUUUUGUUUGACAACAAACUGCUCUUCAGAUGUUAGGAAUUUCCGACGACCCGUGACCACGUCCGCCUGUCCGCUGGCCCCUGGACGCCCCCGGCAGCUUCCCACACAGGCCGGCGGCCUCGUUACAAGCUCUGUCUACACACAUGCAUCCACACGUGAGCUCCCCCCUGGGAAACCAGACCCUCCCCGGACACCUGGAGCCUGCUGUCCCCGGGGGCCGGCGAGUCCGGGUGCCGUCGCCGUGAGCAGUGUUCCAGUGCGUGUAGGUCAAGUGCAGCAUAGUCUAGAUCCGCCCCGCAGAGCUCAGCGUUCACGAUGUCAUUUUGUCCGGAAGUCUCUCUCUUUGGCCCAGGCCUUGAAGAAUACACUGUGACUUAAGAAGCCUUACCAUGCAGUAACUAAGCUCUAGGACCACUGGAUGAGGAUGACCUGUGUAUUGCAUGCAGCUGACCUUGGGAAGACUCGCUAAUACCACUAAUAAACCUGAGGUCAUGAUGGAAAGCUGUCCAUGUGGCUGGUUUGUUGACGGAGAAGUGGCUGACCAGCUUUGCUCUAACUCCGCCCCUCACAGCCCGGCUCCCAGUGGGGGCCUCCCCACCAGGUCUGAGGGCUCCAGGCACCAUCCCUGCAGGAGACAAGCUCCCGACUAAUUGGAUAAGGGAGAGUGGGAGGCUCAGGCUUCUCCUGGUUCAGAUGGGAAUCAUCUCUGGGAGAGGUGUGUGCGCGUAUAGUGCAGAAAGCCGGC
This is a messenger RNA of Balaenoptera acutorostrata (minke whale), 3881 nucleotides long. RefSeq names its product amyloid beta precursor protein binding family A member 2 (gene APBA2). The record is from RefSeq and is a predicted model, not a curated record. The coding region runs from base 323 to 2572 and encodes 749 amino acids. Gene Ontology annotation, molecular function: protein binding; amyloid-beta binding. Gene Ontology annotation, biological process: chemical synaptic transmission. Lineage: Eukaryota; Metazoa; Chordata; Mammalia; Artiodactyla; Balaenopteridae. The transcript has 15 exons. Gene Ontology annotation, cellular component: plasma membrane; cytoplasm; dendritic spine.